Nicotiana attenuata is the source of this 1524-nucleotide messenger RNA. RefSeq lists its product as uncharacterized. Lineage: Eukaryota; Viridiplantae; Streptophyta; Magnoliopsida; Solanales; Solanaceae. The coding region runs from base 399 to 1142 and encodes 247 amino acids. The transcript has 3 exons. The record is from RefSeq and is a predicted model, not a curated record.
AUUCUCUUUUGUCUGUGUACUGCCAUUUGAUCAGCAGGCACUUGAUUCCGUUCUGUUCAUUCCUGUUUUAGAUAAACAUAUCACAGCAAUUUGGUUUUGCACCUAAUUAUCCACUAAGAUAAAACAACAACAACAACAACAACGACCCAGUAAAAUCCCACUAGUAGGGUUUGGGGAGGGUAGUGUGUACGCAGACCUUACCCUUACCCCUAUCCACUGAGAUGAUGUUACAAUUUUUUUGUUGUAAUGAAGAUCAAAAUGGCAGUAAAUGGAGGUUAAUAGUGAAGGGGAGAAUCAAAUAUGUCAGGGGUACUGAUUCUGCUUAGCAGCUCUUUUCAAUUGCGAGGCGGGGAAAGCGAAGGAAAAGAGACUUUUCUUGCAAUUUUUGGUCUGGUGCAAUGGCAUUCUUAUAUUUUUUGAAUCCAAACUUUCAUGGAGACAAUCAUAUAUGUCAGGGGUACAUUCUGCUUAGCCACUCUUUUAAUUGUGAGAUGGGAAAAGAGAAGGAAAAGAGACUUUUCUUACAUUUUCUUGGCCUGGUUACUGCAGUGACAUUCUUAAAUUUUUUGAAUCCAAAUUUUCAUGGAGACAGAUGUGCGGUGGUGAGUGUGACUUGUAUUCUUCGAUGGGCAACCUAUAAAAAGGAACCAACAUGCCCUCAGUGUAAGCAUCCAUUUGAGUUUGUCUACAUCCAUCGCGCACUUGAUGGAAGCCUACAGGACUACAUGUUUGAGGAGAGCGUUUGCCUUCUCCUUAGGGCAUCAUGGUUUAAACCUUUGAUUGUGGAGGAAAGGGUGGAGGUUGAUGAUGAUAUGGAUGACUUAUACAUGUAUAAUUAUGAAGAAGAAGAAGAUUUAGCAGAAGAUUAUUUCGUUAGUAGUUCAUCGAGACUCCGUAUAGGCAAUAGACGAUGGGGUGACAACGGAUAUGUUAGUGCAGGAAGGCAAGAAGCAAGGCCUGUUUAUCGACCAAACUCUCAGGAAUCCGGUGCUGGUCCCUCUCGUGAGCCGAAGAAGAAGGAGGAUGCUGUUCCUAAAGAACUGGUUGGCCGGCGUGCAAAGAGGGCACUGAAGCGUGAAGCUGCUGAUAAGGCGGCUGCUGAGAAGCACCAGCAGCGUUUGGUUAGGAUGGGUCGGAAGUGAGUUGUGCUCCCAACAACCCUAAAGAUCUUCACUUCAUGAAUCGCGCACCCGUGUACAGUAUUUUCCUUCUCAUGUUUGUAAAAUAAUUGACAUAGUCAAUAUGCUGGAUUUACUGGUAUAAUGGGAUAGACUAUGUUCAUGUCCCUGUUGUUAUUUCCAGAUAUUUAUAAUCCUUGACAAAGGGGAAAGAAAACUCCUUGUUUUCCCCAAUAAAUGUACAUUGUUAGGUGAAUUUCAUAGUUGUCUUUAGAUUCUUGACAUUUAGUAAUCUUUUUCAAUUCUCUUAUCUGCUUCAGAUAGCAUUGGAUGGAGGAUUCAAAAAGACUUGUAAAUAUGUUCCAUUUGUUUCAUUUUUAAUAAUGGCAGUACUAAUUUCUGUGAA